AUAGCAACAAACAAACGCUUCAUAGCAACCGACAGUGAAACGACAGUGAGGUGUAUUCAGGGCCCUUCAGGAAAUAGACUCUCUUAAGUAUAUUUGCAGUGACACAUCAGCAGCCUCCAUCCACCUCCUCUUGCUCCUAUGGAUGAGACAGUGAAGCCUCUCCGGAUUCCUCCCCAGAUUUCAGUUUACGCUGACACACAUGGUAUUUUCCACCUGGUGCAGAGCAUGGUAUCCAGUCUGGUCAUUGAUCAGCCUGAUGAUCCGAUCUCUUACCUGAUCCGUUUUCUGCAGAGGAGCAGUGUGGACAUUCCCAAGAUCAUGCUGCUCGGUCCUCCAGCUGUCGGGAAACACACUGUGGCUAAGAAGCUGAGUGCUGAGCUAAGAGCUGUUCAUGUGACCACAGACAGUUUACUGCAGGACCAAUCAGAGCUGGGUGAACAGGCACGACAGUGCACACUUACACAGGAGCUUCCUGCUGAGCUGCUUUCCCGACUGAUCCAGCAGAGACUGAACGAGGUUGACUGCUUCAACAGGGGCUGGGUUUUGGAGGGAAUCCCUCAGACUCGUCUGCAAGCUCUGAGUCUUCAGCAGGUUGGGGUCAUCCCUGAACAUGUUGUGAUGCUUGACGCUCCUGAUGAUGUGUUGUUGGAGAGGAGGAUGGGAAAACUAGUCGACCCACUGACUGGAGAUGUGUACCAUCAGACCUUCACCUGGCAGGUUGAUGAUGUCAUUGCUCAGCGUCUGGUGAAGGACCAUGGCCUAUCAGAGAACCAGCAUCUGGCUGAGCUGCAGCGUUUCCGCUGUGAAGUCACAGGUCUAAUGUCAGCCUAUCAACAUGUCUUGAAGACCGUCAACAGUAACCAAUCAUAUACCGACGUCUACCAACAAGCACUGGCUUUUGUCCGGACUCAUCGACGCUCCAGGACUCCCAGAAUCCUCCUGUUUGGUAGGCCCGGAUCGGGGAAGAGUCACCAGGCCAGACUGCUGUCAGAGAAAUACAAGAUAGUGGAUGUUUGUUGUGGCCAGCUGCUGAGGUCUGUAGCAGCUGAUGGUUCAAGUCUGGGAGAGAAGAUCCAACCAUACCUGGAUGAUAGCCGACCAGUUCCAGACCCCUUGGUUCUGCAGGUUCUGGAACAACGGCUAAGCCAGGUGGACUGCAGCUGCAGAGGCUGGGUUCUCCAUGGGUUCCCUCAAGACCUGCAGCAAGCCAAGAUGCUGCAGAAGUCCCAGCAGCAGCCCAACAGAGUUUUCUUCUUGGAGCUGACGGAUGACAUUUGUGUGGAGAGACUGAGUCUCAGAGCAACAGACCCAUGGAGCGGAGAGAGUUUUCACGGUGUGACUCGACCUGCUCCCAACUCUCAGGUCCAGGACCGGCUGAGGACCAGACCAGAGGACAGUACGCAGAGUGUGACAGACUCUCUGAGCCAGUACAGGACACACACGGCUUCUCUGCAGUCUGUCUAUCCAGAUGCGAUUCUUAUAGAUGCUGAUCAGGAUCCACACUCUGUGUUCGAGGCACUGGAGAGCAGAUUAAAUACAGUCUGACAGGAACUCCACCUCAACAUACCUGGACCCAAAUGUAUUUUUUUUCUGACCUACAUUUUUUAAAUGUUGUUGUUUUGUUUUCAAUGUGUCUCUUUGGGACUUGUAGUCCUUUGUUGUGUAAAGAGAUAAAUUGUUCACCUUG
This is a messenger RNA of Solea senegalensis (Senegalese sole), 1687 nucleotides long. RefSeq names its product adenylate kinase 8-like. Gene Ontology annotation, biological process: nucleoside triphosphate biosynthetic process. Bases 139 to 1545 code for a protein of 468 amino acids. Gene Ontology annotation, cellular component: cytoplasm. The transcript has 15 exons. Gene Ontology annotation, molecular function: ATP binding; AMP kinase activity; nucleoside diphosphate kinase activity. Lineage: Eukaryota; Metazoa; Chordata; Actinopteri; Pleuronectiformes; Soleidae. The record is from RefSeq and is a predicted model, not a curated record.